AUGGUGAUCGACAAUAUGGACCAACGACAUGAGAAUUCAUUGGUCCAGGAAGUCUGUACGGGGCCAAGGACCAAUGAACAUGAGAAGUUAUUGGUCUAUGGGAUUGAUAAAGAACCAGUGACAUGUGAAGUCACUAGUCCAAGUAGUCUAUUUGGCAAUGAGAGGGCCGAACAGGGGGAGAAUUUUAGGAAAAGUAGCAUCAGAUGCAAGGAACACUCUGGAAGGAAGAAAAGAGGAUGUGAAAAAGAAGUAUGCAACGAGGGCAUAGCCUUCAUAGAUGAGGACUUGGGAGGAGUCCAGGUGCCACAUAAUGAUGCCUUAGUCAUAACCCUAUUAAUUGGGGAAUAUGACAUGGAGAGGAUCUUGGUGGACUCAGGAAGCUAUACUAUGAUGCGUUUAAGAAGAGUAGUCUGGCCAAUGGGCAAAGUAACUCUGCCUGUUCGGGCAGGAACAGUGGUGCUGCGAACCGACUUCCUGGUGGUAGAUGUUCCGUCUUCUUAUAAUGCGAUUAUAGUUGUAAUGCGAUUAUAG
Messenger RNA from Rhododendron vialii, 531 nucleotides. RefSeq lists its product as uncharacterized. The record is from RefSeq and is a predicted model, not a curated record. Bases 1 to 531 code for a protein of 176 amino acids. NCBI's taxonomy places the organism in Eukaryota, Viridiplantae, Streptophyta, Magnoliopsida, Ericales, Ericaceae. The transcript is spliced from 3 exons.